Alternaria arbusti is the source of this 1068-nucleotide messenger RNA. RefSeq lists its product as uncharacterized. The transcript has 3 exons. The coding region runs from base 1 to 1068 and encodes 355 amino acids. The record is from RefSeq and is a predicted model, not a curated record. Lineage: Eukaryota; Fungi; Ascomycota; Dothideomycetes; Pleosporales; Pleosporaceae.
AUGUCUUCACCCGACCGAAAAUUCAUCAACACAAGCAAGAUAAUCAGCGAUUCUGUAGCUGAGGCCAUCUACAACGGACUUGAGGACAAGGUCGCUACGGAAAACAUUGCUGCUGGACGUGUAGGAAAGUUUAAAGGCGAUCCUAAAUUCGCAGAGGCCAAAGCAUAUGCCGAUUCAGAAGUCUCCAAGCGACUGCCCGCGGCUAUUUUACAUGCUGAGGUUGAAGCUAGGGCCGGACAGGGAGAUCAGGGUGCAGAUUUUGUCCUCUCCAAGCUGCCUGUAUCAGAGGAAGUUCAGAGCCAGAUACGCGGGCUGUUUCAACAAUACGGUUGGCCAACAGUCUGGCAGUCUCUUGACUCAAUCGAGGGCUGCGGAGAUGGUCCUACAUCGACUUGGCAAGAUGUGGACAAUGACCUGCUCGUGAGGCUAGGGGACGAGAAACUGCUGGGAAUGAACAAGAUAGCAGAUGCAGACGUUCCCGCACCAGGCCCACAACUACCUGGCGACCAAGCGCUAGACGACGUCGAGGAAAUCCGAGAUCUAGUCGCACGACGCAACAGAGCGCUCGACUCGUUAGACCUUGAUCAACUCGAGAGAGAUGGGUUACAUACGGAUUUGAGUGAGAUAGGUUGGCCGGUAUCUCUUUGCAAAGGUGGCUCACAGACAGCGAGGCCGAAGAAUGAGUCGUUCGAUGUCCGCGACCUCUAUGCGCUACUCUGUAUCAUGCGGCACAUGAUGAUGCGGCACAGCGAUGUUGUGACCGGUGACUUGCGUCUCUUCUUUAAGAAUCAGAACAGCAAAAGGUUUGGCAAUAAGUGGAGCAAUAUGCAACGAACAUGCAGCAAAUAUUGGAAGGAAGCAGAUGACAAGGACCUGAUACAGCUGUACGAGGGCGUCAACAAGACUUUCAAGGAUAUUGCUCGAGAGAACUUCGCAGAGUUUCGAGAAGCCGUGAGGAGCUUUUCGGAACCGGAUAUGCAGAUCGAGAUCGCGUUUCUUAUUGCGAAGAAAAGGGAAGUGAAAGAAUCCGACGAUGACGCAGGUAACAGUGCUGGUGACGGAAAUUAG